This is a messenger RNA of Centruroides sculpturatus (bark scorpion), 2836 nucleotides long. RefSeq names its product glutamate receptor ionotropic, kainate 2-like. The transcript has 14 exons. The record is from RefSeq and is a predicted model, not a curated record. Gene Ontology annotation, biological process: synaptic transmission, glutamatergic; monoatomic ion transport; modulation of chemical synaptic transmission. Bases 229 to 2751 code for a protein of 840 amino acids. NCBI's taxonomy places the organism in Eukaryota, Metazoa, Arthropoda, Arachnida, Scorpiones, Buthidae. Gene Ontology annotation, cellular component: postsynaptic membrane; plasma membrane. Gene Ontology annotation, molecular function: transmitter-gated monoatomic ion channel activity involved in regulation of postsynaptic membrane potential; glutamate-gated receptor activity.
UAUAAUUGUUUUCAUAUCAUGAGAAUUUUCACUUCUAUUCUCUCACUUCUAAAUUUAUAAAACAAAAUGUGAUUAGUUUACGGUUAGGAUUUAAGAGACAAAUUAAUAGAUACGAAAAUUUGCUUUAUUCAAUCAGGUGCAAUAUUCGAAGAGCAUUAUGAAUACCUACAAUGGGCUUUCAGGUUAGCCGUGGACCAAGUUAACAGAAAUCAAAGUAUCCUUCGUAAUAUGAAAUUGCGAACUUCCAUCAGUAUAGUAAAGAAAAAUGAUGGAUUUUUCUCUGCUAAAAGAGCUUGUGAAAUGGUAAAUGAAGGUGUAGCGGCAAUUUUUGGGCCACAGUCAGUUCGAAGUGUUGCAGCUGUGCAAGAAGUAACGGAAUCUGUAGGAAUUCCACUUAUCAUAAAUCGCUGGGAAUACAGAACAAAACCAAAUAACACUACAGUAUUUUUACAUCCUCACGCAGACGUUAAAGGUUAUGCAUUUAGGGAUUUCAUUGAAUCCAAGCGAUGGAAGUCAUUUGCUAUUAUAUAUCAAGAUCCUAAAGCAUUAAUUCGUCUAAGCGCAGUUCUAUCGGGAGUGAGGAACAUGGAGUUAGAUAAUAAUCUUAAUAUCACGAUAAAACAAUUAGAGCAUCCUCAACAGCUAAGAAAAAUAUUUAAAGAAACAAAGAAGAUGAAUAUUAGAAAUUAUAUAAUCGAUAUUGGUACUCAGGAUGUAAUUUGGGUUUUAGAACAGGCAAAAGAGAUGAAUAUGAUAGACUUUUAUCACAAUUUUUUCUUCACUUCUUUGGAUGUUCACACACAAGAUUUUAAACAGUUUCAAGGAAUUUAUUGCAAUAUUACUAUGUUUCAAAUUGUAAAUACCAAUCACUAUCAAUAUAAAACAAUUAUAAAGGAAAUGGAGACAGGAAUUUCUCAUAUUGGUGUAAAAGAAAAAAUCAAGCCUUAUUUGAAUACCACACAGUUUGCACUUAUGUAUGAUGCAGUAUUUUAUUUUGCAACGGCUCUGACGAAGCUUGGAUCUUAUCUUCAACCGACUACCGUUUCGCUUUCAUGUAACUCAACAAAUAAAUGGUCACAAGGAAAAAUUAUAAUCGAUGCAAUGAAAUCAAUUAAUUAUGAAGGAUUAACUGGUGUUAUUAAUCUAGAUGAGAAUGGUUUCAGAACCAAUUUUAACUUAUUAGAGACUAGAUUGCUGUGGGGAAAAUUAAACGUGGAAGGUAAUUGGAAUAGAACUCACAAAUUUACGGUAAUUAAAAGUAAAGAAGAAGAUUUAAAAGAAUCCAAAGAAAUUUUGUCUACAUUAAUUCUUAGAGUAUCCGCUAUUGAAAGUGAGCCAUAUUUCAAGAAAGUUGAAAAUUCGUCAAAUGAUGAACCAAUUUUCCAAGGCCAUUCUAUUGAUUUAGUAGAAGAAUUGGCAAAAAUAGCAAAUUUCAGCUUUAAAUUUCAAGCUGUUGCUGAUGGACAAUAUGGUACUUUUGAAAAUGGUGAAUGGAAUGGGAUGAUUGGAGAAUUAAUUAGAAAUGAAGCUGAUAUGGUGGUAGCGGAUUUAUCAGUAACCCAAGACAGACAAAGUGCGGUAGACUUUACAGCUCCAUAUAUGAAUUUAGGCGUUGGAAUUCUUUUUAAGAAACCAAGUAAAAAGGCCGAUAAUUUCUUUUCUUUUCUGUCGCCAUUUUCUGUACAAGUUUGGUUUUAUAUGGCUACUGCUAUUCUCGGUGUAACCAUUGUAAUGUAUGUUAUGGGCAGAUUUACUCCCUAUGAAUGGGAGAAUCCACAUCCUUGCGAUCAGAAUCCAGAAGAAUUAGAUAAUCAAUUUACCCUACAAGAAACAGCUUGGUUAGUGGUCGGAUGUGUAAUGCAAGGAGGUGGGGAUAUUGAUCCUAAGGCCACGUCUACCAGGAUGGCAAUUGGUUAUUGGUGGUUUUUUACAUUGAUUAUGGUAUCAUCUUAUACUGCAAAUUUAGCAGCUUUUCUUACAGCUGGACGAAUGGAAACAGCAAUAAAAAACGCAGAAGAUCUUGUAAAUCAACAGAAAAUACAAUAUGGUUGCGUUAAAGGAGGAUCUACGGAAAAAUUUUUUAAAUAUUCUGACCAUCCUACCUACAGUAGAAUGUGGACAACAAUGGAAUCUGCAGAACCAAAGGUUUUUGUCUCCAGUAAUGACAAAGGUAAAGAAAGAGUAAAAAAAGGGAAUUAUGCAUUCUUUAUGGAAUCUACUUCAAUAGAUUAUGCAAUCGUUUCCGAUUGUGGCCUAAUGAAAAUUGGUGAUUCCUUAGAUGAAAAAAGUUAUGCCAUUGCAACACCUAAAGGUUCUCCUAUUAGAGAAAGUCUUUCGCACGCAUUAUUAAAGCUCCAAGAACAAGGAAUUACAAAACUUUUGAAACGUAAAUGGUGGAAAAGUAAACAAGACUGUCCAUCUGUACCACCCCCAUCAGAUACGCUGGGAGUGGAAAAUAUUGGUGGUGUGUUUUUAAUUUUAACUAUUGGACUUCCUCUAGCCAGUAUUGUUGUCUUAGUAGAAUUCUAUUGGGAAAAAAGAAAAAUACCCCAAGAAGAAAGGAAACCAAUUUGUAUAGAAUUAUGCAAAGAAUUAAAAGCGACUGUAAUGGGAAAAAAUACAGUAAAGACUGCACCUAUAGAACCCGAAGACGAAGAGAAGAUAAUUUCAUCAAAACCCACUAGCAGUUCAUUAACAUCAACUACAACAGACAAAUCAACUGCAGUAAAGAGAACAUCAUUAUCCAAAUAACAAUUUUAUUUUUAUCUUUCAUAAUUGUUAUAAAAAAUCCAUUUAUUUCAGAAUGAAAAUGGAAAUAUAUUGAUCAGCGCAAUUG